Synchiropus splendidus (mandarinfish) is the source of this 1608-nucleotide messenger RNA. Its product is annotated as fibroblast growth factor 12-like. The record is from RefSeq and is a predicted model, not a curated record. Gene Ontology annotation, cellular component: cytoplasm. The transcript has 5 exons. NCBI's taxonomy places the organism in Eukaryota, Metazoa, Chordata, Actinopteri, Syngnathiformes, Callionymidae. Bases 203 to 874 code for a protein of 223 amino acids. Gene Ontology annotation, molecular function: fibroblast growth factor receptor binding; growth factor activity. Gene Ontology annotation, biological process: cell differentiation; animal organ morphogenesis; positive regulation of cell population proliferation.
AGAGAGAGAGAGAGAGAGAGAGAGAGACCCAGGUGAACGUGACGCGUUGACUGCCGUCCUCCUCCUCCUCCUCCUCAUCUUCCUCCUCCUCCCUCUGCUGGCCAUCGAUCAGCUGGUCGGAUAUCGCAGCGACGCUUGGUGACUGCUGCUGCUUCAGGAGGAAGAAAAGGACGGCAGACGAAGAUCAGAACCCAGUCGCAACAUGGAGGGCAAAGAGAAGCCUGCAGCGGAGCCGGAGCUGAAGGGCAUCGUCACGCGUCUCUUCAGUGAGCAGGGCUUUUACCUGCAGAUGCAGCCGGACGGAACCAUCAGCGGCUGUAAGGACGAGAACAGCGACAACACCCUUUUCAACUUGAUCCCAGUGGGUUUGCGAGUUGUUGCCAUCCAGGGAGUGAAAGCUGCACUCUACCUAGCCAUGAAUGCAGAGGGCUUCCUGUACACUUCUGUGAGGACACACACACACACACACACGCACACACUCUCAGACAGACGGACGGAGCUCUGGAGCUGGCGCUCAACUCACUCCACUGUGUUUGUGUGUGGCAGGAUAUCUUCACAGCUGAGUCACGAGUCAGGUCGGGCUUGGUUCCUCGGCCUGAACAAGGAAGGCGUUGUCAUGAAGGGAAACCGGGUGAAGAAAACCAAACCCUGCUCGCACUUUGUCCCCCGACCGAUCGAAGUCUGCAUGUACAAGGAGCCCUCACUGCAUGAGCUGGAGGAGAAGUUGCUCAAGUCGUCGCGCAGCCCCACCAUCCACAGCCAGCAGCGGGUCUGUGGCCUGGACCAGAACCAGGACCAGAACCAGGAUCCCAACCAGGAGGGCGGGCCACAGGACAGGAGCCUGGACGACUGCACAGAGCAUGAGGUGUCAUAGCCCAACUGGCGUCCGCCCUCCACACCGACCACAACACCAUGAUGACGACCAACGAAGACCAGGAUCCAGUCAGUAGAUCGAAGCAGUGCAGGAGCACUGAGGACAAUGAUGACUUCAUUUUUAUGCAAAAAGUCUUGUAAUAUGACAUGAACACAUGCACUUAGCGCCGAUGAUGAUGCUGACGAGAGUGACAAGGGCAGGGUGGUGACCUUGAAUAGCUGCGGACCUUUCACUUCCAGGCAUUUUAUAAUGAUGAAACACAUUUGCACUUUCCUGAUGUUGCGCUUCUUCUUCUUCCUCCUCUCCAUUGUGUGCUGUAAUUGCACAAGGUCCCACCUGCUCCCAAGGUUGUGACAAGCAGAACCAUCUGCAGUCUCCCUCGCCACUUCUGGUGUCACGGGCUGCACCUUCUGCCCAGAUCGACUCUUCAUACAGUAGUCACGCGCUGGGACCAGGACCUGGGGCCCGGAGCAGGACUCACUCUGUGGGAUCGUUGCAUGAUGUCUCCAUAACGCGUCCGCGACCCUCACUCAACCUACAAAGUCUGACUGCAUGUUUUUAUCUGCACUUUUUUAAAGACAAAAGGUGAAUGUCGCUGCCUUCCAAUUGGUGGAUGUGGAAGAGGUGGAGACCUUAUCCAAAGCUAUUGACGAUACUGACCAAUGAUUGACUCACUGAAGAUUGUCAUUGACAUUUCAAUAUAAAUUCAAGUAUAAAUCCAACCCACUUGCUUC